Exserohilum turcica Et28A is the source of this 981-nucleotide messenger RNA. RefSeq lists its product as uncharacterized. Lineage: Eukaryota; Fungi; Ascomycota; Dothideomycetes; Pleosporales; Pleosporaceae. The record is from RefSeq and is a predicted model, not a curated record. Gene Ontology annotation, molecular function: chromatin binding. The transcript is spliced from 3 exons. Bases 1 to 981 code for a protein of 326 amino acids.
AUGGCUCCCAUCAAGCGCUCUCGGGUGGACAAGGCACGGCAGUAUCUCGCUGGCGGCGCCGUAUUCCGCGAAGACUCAGAUGAUGAGCUUGGAUAUGAAGACCACCCAUGGGAAUGGAUCUACCACGACAAUGGCGCCGAAGAUGCACAGCCUGAUGCGAAUGCAACACCACGGAAGCGGAAAGCGGCACCUGAAUUGCUAGGAAAGCACAUAGUGGGCGCCCGCAUGGGCAGUUUCAAAUGCAAAGUGGGCGAUGCCGUCCUGCUCAAGGCAGAGGGUAACCAAGCCUGGGUCGGCAUCAUCUGUGACUUCUUCGAAGACGUCGACGAGGGCGAGAAGAUGGCCAAGUUUCUCUGGUUCUUCUCGGAACAAGAGAUUCGAAACCAGAGCAAAAAGCGCACCGACUUUCUCCCUAAUGAGCUCUAUAUAUCCGCCGCCUUUGAUGAGAACCCGCUCGCCUCAAUCAACGGCACAGCCAAGAUUGUCUCCCUGGAACGCUUCCAGGAACUAUACCCUACAGGCGUGAAAAAGUCGUCCAAGGAUUACGGCAAGAUUUUUGUCUGCCGGAGAGGCUGCAACACACGCACAACUACGUAUACAUCCGAGUUCAUAUGGGAGCAUGUAUACAAUACCGCCGACGAUAUUCAGUCACUGGUCCAUCUGGUACAGAGCCAGACCAAAGCGACGCGAAGGGGUCCUGGUCGGCCCAAAAAGCAGCAGCAGCAGCACAAAGACCUGGAUGAAUUCGUGAUUCCAGAUUCGACGGAGCAAGACGAGCCUGAGACCCCGCGGAAGCGCCGGAAACUCAAAGAUGCAACUACGCCUACCUCGUCAAGGAAGAGCCCCGCGGUGCGCAAGUUCCUCACUCCGUCGCAUAAGAGAAUCAACGUAUCACGAACAAACAUGUGCACAGAAGUUGAGGAGAUGAUGGAUAUAUUUCAUGUCCGUACAAAUUGUGGCCCAGGCUCGCACUGGCACUGA